AUUAUUGUCGUAGUAAGUGUUUUAAUGUCGUCUUUUAGGUUGUAUCUUAGCUUUAAUGUGCAUUUUAAAUAAAUAAAAACAAAGCAGCUGCUUGCCAUUCUGACAACAAUGAGAUCGGACGAUAGCUUUCACUCCAAAAUGGCGGAAUCGCGGGGUUGUGGCUGGACGCUGCUAUUGCAGUAGCACGUCAUAUUGAGUGUCGUCUCUUGGUCAUUCUUAGUUCUUUAGUCACACACAGGCAACCACUCGGCAUUCGCUUGGUAACAUACAGCAGCCAAUCAGCAUUCGCAGAGCAACACACAGGAGCCAAUCAGCAUUCGCUGAGCCACACACAGGCUAAUAUCCCGCCUCGGCGCUCAGUGUAUGAAGUGGAUGGAGUAUGAGUCGGAUCGCUGAUGAAUGCUAAACUUUGCCGUUUGCUGUAUAAUUAUUCUUCUGUUACGGGUGUUGUGCGUCUUUUCAAAAUGAAUGAGAUUGCGUGAAGAUGAUGAACUACUAAAAGCUGGAAACACUUAAGUAAGACAUUUUUUUAUGAAAAGAAAGAAGAUUUUUCGCCUGCGCUCAGUGUGGAAACAGAUUGAUUGAGAUGCACAGCAGCCGGAAGAUUCACAAGAUGGUCCGCACUGGAAAGAAACCGUUCCCAUGUACCCAGUGUGGUAAGAGCUUCACACAUCCAUCAAACCUUAAUGAUCACAUGAUGGUCCACACCGGAGAGAGACCGUUCACAUGUACCCAGUGUGGAAAGAGUUUCAGGCAAUUAAUACACCUUAAUAAACACUUAAUGAUCCAUUCUGGUGAGAAACCAUUCACAUGCACCCAGUGUGGAAAGAGUUUCAGAAUAUUAGCAUCUUUUAAAAUUCACAUGUUGAUCCACACUGGAGAGAAACCAUUCACGUGUACUCAGUGUGGAAUAAGUUUCAGACAUUUAUCAUCUUUGAAAAUUCACAUGUUGAUCCACACUGGAGAAAAACCUUUCACAUGUACCCAGUGUGGUAAGAGUUUCAGAGAAUCAUCAUCUUUUAAAAUCCACAUGAUGAUCCACACUGGAGAGAAACCAUACACAUGUUCCCACUGUAGUAAGAGUUUCAGACAAUCAUCAAACCUUUAUAAACACAUGAUGAUCCACACUGGAGAGAAGCCAUUCACAUGUACCCACUGUAGUAAGAGUUUCAGACAGUUAUUACACCUUAAUCAACACCUAGUAGUCCACACUGGAGAGAAACCAUUCACAUGUACCCAGUGCGGUAAGAGUUUCACAGACCCAUCAUCUUUUAAAAGCCACAUGCGGAUCCACGCUGGAGAGAAACCAUUCACAUGCACACAUUGUGGAAAGAGUUUCAUACAAUCAUCAAACCUUAAUAGACACAUGAGGAUCCACACUGGAGAGAAGCCAUUCGCAUGUACUCAGUGUGGUCAGAGUUUCAGACAAGCAGCACACCUAAAUCAACACAUGUUGAUCCACACUGGAGAGAAGCCACACAAAUGUGACCAAUGCAGUAAAACAUUUGGAAGGAGUUCACUUCUGAAGAUCCAUCUAAGAGUUCAUACGAAGGAGAAACCGUAUUCAUGUUCUGUGUGUGGCAGGAGUUUUGCACGGCAGUCAAAUUUAAGCCAACAUCAGAAGAUCCACACUGGUGUGAGAGAGCAUGUCUGUCUUGAGUGUGGGAAGACUUUCAUCACAGCUCGUCAAUUGGAAAGCCAUAUACGGAUUCACACUGGAGAAAAAACGCACAAGUGUCCACACUGCGACAAGACAUUCAAUGGGUUAGGAAAUCUGAAAGCACAUGAGAGGACGCACACUGGAGAGAAACCGUACAAGUGUUCACACUGCGGCAAGAGAUUCAGUCUGUUAGGAAAUCUGAAAAAACAUGAGAGGAUCCACACUGGAGAGAAACCCUACAUUGUUAAUGAAAAGAAGAGACAAGAGUGUGGUAAGAGUUUCACACUAUCAUCAUCAUCUUUAAAAAGCCACAUGAUGGUUCACACUGGAGAGAAACUAUUCACAUGUACCCAGUGUGGACAGAGUUUCAGACAUACAUCAAACCUUAAUAAACACCUCAAGAUCCACACUGGAGAGAAACCAUUCACAUGUACCCAGUGUGGAAAGUAUUUCAGACAUUCAUCAAGCUUUAUUAAACACAUGAGGAUCCACACUGGAGAGAGACCAUACUCAUGUACAGCGUGUGGUAAGAGUUUCAGAAUAUCAACACACCUCAAUGAACACAUGAGGAUCCACACUGGAGAGAAGCCGUUCACAUGUAGCCAGUGUGGAAAGAGUUUCAGACUAUCAUCAAACCUUAAUAGACACCGAAUGAUCCACACUGGAGAGAAGCCACACAUAUGUACCCAGUGUGGACAGAGUUUCAGAACAUCAUCACACCUUAAUCAACAUGUGGGGUAUCACUCUGGUGUGAAAACACACAGAUGUGAUCAAUGCGGUAAAACAUUUGCAAGGGUUUCAAGUCUGAGGGUCCAUCUCAGAGUUCAUACGAAGGAGAAACCGUAUUCCUGUUCUGUGUGUGGAAAGAGUUUUACAAUGCAUUCAAGUUUAAUAAAACAUCAGAAGAUCCACACUGGUGUGAGAGAAUAUGUCUGCUUUGGGUGCGAGAAGACUUUCAUUACAGCUGAUCAGUUGAAAAAGCACCAAAGGAUUCACACUGGAGAGAAACCGUACAUGUGUUCACACUGCGACGGGAGAUUCAGUCUGUUAGGUAGCCUGAGAGCACAUGAGAGGACUCACACUGGAGAGAAACCGUACAUGUGUUCACACUGCAACAAGAGAUUCACACAGUCGGGAGCUCUGAGAAGACAUGAGAGGAUUCACACUGGAAAGAAAACCUAAAAGUAAGGCUGUGCCAGGGCUCAAAAUGAACCUUUUUGCUUGGCAGCACUGGUGCUCUUAGCUUAAAGGUGUAGUCGGUGAAUGUCUUCAGAAGCAUUUGUUGUUGUGCUGGUUGAAAGUCUCUUCACAGUCCAAUAGCAAUGACUGGACGUCUGUGCCCGGGAGUGCCUUAUUACGUCUCUGAGUGGGCUGCAUUCAUUCAUGAGUAAGACUUGUAAAUAUAUACUAAACAUCUAUUGACUUCUAUAUCUAUUGACUUACACGGAAGAAAAAACAAAUGUACCUAUGGAAGUCAAUGGUUACAGGUGUCCAGCUUUCUUCGAAAUAUCUUUUUUUGUGUUCAACAGAAUAAAAAAUAAAGAGAAACCGGUUUGGAACAAGUAAAGGUUGAGUAAAUAAUGACCAUAUUCGCUUUUUAGGUAAACUAUCCAUUUAAAAAUACUUAAAUUUAUUAUUAUUAUUUUUUUUUUUAUUUGAGAUUAACAAGACAAUACAUCAUAGUAUACAAUACAACAAAGGAAAAAAUUACAGAGUGUCUUAUUUUUCUUAUUUUCCCACUUUCCCCUUAAAAUAAAAUAAAUUCAAAUGUAUGAAUUAUAAACAAA
This is a messenger RNA of Danio rerio (zebrafish), 3447 nucleotides long. Lineage: Eukaryota; Metazoa; Chordata; Actinopteri; Cypriniformes; Danionidae. The record is from RefSeq and is a predicted model, not a curated record.